CUGUCACUGGCUAGGUUUUUUUUUCUGUCCCCAGCAACUCUGAGCCUCUUAGCCUGGUUGGCAGCAUGCGGGUGUUUCCGAGGAAAAUUGAACUGACUUGACGUCCACGGGGCUUUCCAAACGGGUCGCGUACACAUUGCACAAGUCUUGAAUACAAAAAGCAUACCCAUGAUCAGUUUUGACAGCCAGAGAUCAUAUGAUUUUUUUUUAAUCUGCUUGUGUCCUGUUGAAGGUUCAUUGGGUCCAAAAAAUAGACUGAGAUUUGUUCUAGUGGUGUCUGGAGCGGUAACUGAAUCUGUCUGCGACAAAAAAAGGAACCUACUUCACAACAGACUGCUGUGCUUGUUGUGAGAGUUGCUAUGGACUUUGUGGAGAGCGACUGACAUGAUAAUGAACCACCCCCCCAAAAGAAACAAACAUAGAGCAUUAUUCUCAAAAGCAGUUGUUUCUUGUGACUUCAGUCUUAUGAUCAAUGCGCUAAAUCCUUACUAAGCAAGCUCACCAACUGAUCCUCCAUCUUGACAGUUUGCGUCAUAUCACGUUGCAACGUGACCCGCGAGGAAUGUCAACUUGCACCCAUUUGAUUGACACCCAUGUCACUGUUAACAUGAUUUUCAUCUUCAAAAAGGAACCAUACUUGAUCAUUACAAAAAUCUAUAAAUGUUUGAUUUAAGCGUUGCAUUGUGUCAAUAUUUCAAACCAAGAGGUGCUGGCAAUCUACUAAUUUUAGUAGUUUAGAAGGGUUCAUCUAGAAUGCGAACGUAACACGGACAUAAGCAGUUAACAAAAUUUAGUUAGGAACAGUCUUCAAAAACACCUUGUCUACAGUAUUCUUUUUAAGAAAAAAUAUUUAUUCUUUUAAUUUUUUUUUUAAGUCAUUAAUCACGCUCUGCCCACACACAAUGACAAUCUGGCAUCGCCUAUCUGUCGAGUACUAAGGUCCAAAUUUAAGACAAGACAAGUUUAUCUUUGAACUAACCGCUGAAAAAGGCCAAAAUGGACCUACGAUGAUAACAUCAAACAAAAAUGGCAGACUUCCUGUGUCUUUUCAGGUGUGGCUUCUUGAGAUUUUAUAGUGGGCCCAUUCAUGACAGACAUUGCUCUAAUGGUUCAUUUUGAUCAGGGAAAAUAGCUUUUCAAACAUCCCACUGGGCACUAGCGACUCAAUUUCAAACGCUGUUAUGUGGUCACUGAUCUUGACUGAGACUUGUGUCCUAGCAGGAUUUGGAUCCGAAGCUGUGGGCAAACUUUGCUCCUCAACAUCAUUGCCAACCGAAGCCUUAAGGUAAGAAACAGCAGCUGGGGCACGGAAAGAAAGUAGGCCUCAUUUUUCAGAGUGAUUUCUCUUUACAAGACAAGGCCGCCCUGGUCAAGAGCAUUUCAGAUACAGAUGCCAAACUGCUGGUGGUACUUCCCAAGGUUUCAGAAUUGAAGAAAUACUUCGAGGGAGCUGUUCCGACAGAUUUCGAGAUGAACAGGAAGGAGAGGAUGGCCCGCCGUCUGGAAGGGAUUGAAAGUGACGCUCCGCCAGUCCUGCUGCCUAGCGGUUUGGUUGCUAACAGAAUGCUGGAAGAGGACCCACAUCGGUACACGAGGGCCUCGGACCCCUGCGAUCCUUGUGUGAUGGCAGUGAGGCGCCUCAGUCGAGAAGAGCUGGACGCACCCCAGAAGCCUCUGACAUCUCCACAGUGCCAGUCCAGAGCUGGAGUCAGCCGCACAGAGGCAAUGUUGGUGUAUGUCGACCCUGUGACGUUAUCUACCUCAUCGACACCAGCGUCCACACCCUCAGACGCAGCCGAUCUGAAAUCCAAGGCCGAGCGCAUCGCCCGCUACAAAGCCGAGAGACGGAAGCAGCUCUCAGAGCGGUACGGCAUCCUUCUCGACCAGGAAGCGGACAUUGAUUAUGCAUCUCGCUUCCGUGUGCGACUCGACCAAGAUUCCGCUGCCGACAGACACUCAGCUGGAAGGCAAGAUAGACCAGAAACAGAACCGACAGAAGAUGAAACUGGUGGCCCGUACCGCUCUGGUGUGGGCAGAGUUUACAUGAGGACUCACCUAGACCUUGCAUCCGCAAUUCCACCAGGCCCAGUCAGCACAAACCAAGCUUCAGCCCCAAUGCAAGACACCAGAUUCUUAGAACGGGAAAGAGCCAUGAACAUAGAAAACUACCGGAGAGGCGGCGCUCAAGAAUGCACAUCUGGAAUCAGGGCCCAGGAGCACCAUGUGCCUCAGCCCCAAGAUCAUUAUCAUCAGCAGCAGCAGCAAAAUCCCACUCACCACCACCACAUAGACGCAACACAUAAAGAGCAGAGUCUCAAUUCCAGCAGGGACUCCAACGUUACAGCGGUGCCAGGGUCUCCUCGCACUGCCCGCCGGGCCUCACUGCCAUCAACCCGCUACGGUAUCUCACCUGGGGAUUUAUUCAUUGAACAGCAGGCACAAAGCAUCCUCAACAGGCAGGGAAUCAGAGGCAGUACACAGAGGCCUCCUGAGUGGAGAACAGACAGACACCACAGUACCAGACACCGAACUCAGGAGAACCCGCUUGCACACGGCCCGGAACCCGGACAGUAUAGAACUGUUCCUCAGCCUCGCCCCAGUCCAGGUCACUCUCAUUCUACUCACGACUACCAACCUUCCAUUGACUACCAAAACCUCCCUAUGUCCACCGGCCAACUCCAGAGUCCCCCAGUGAUCGGGGGAUCAAGAAGGCGAGUGAGCGCUGACCAAAUCCACGCAGCCCAAAAGGAGGCAAGGCUGGAGGCAAGGUUGGAGACCCAGCAAGCCUCCAAAGAAGAAGUCCACACGGAAGGUCUGUUGAAGAGCCGGAAAGCGGUGUUGCCAUCCGAAAUCCGCAAGCGAGAAAAGACUGCAGAUGAUCCUCACAGAGGACCAAACAAAAAUGUGGAGAGUCAAACUAACAGCCCGGAACAGAUGAUACUUAGUCGAGAAGUUGAGGAACCCUGGCAUUCACCCAGAGAGCGAAGACGGGAAAGGAACACAGAGAAGAUCCGAGAACGAAGGAGGCAUCGUCUCUCUGGUCAUGAGCCUCAAGAGGACCGAGUGUUAAGACUAGUGCACACGGAGAAUGCCUCGGAAACCUUCAACCAUCCAGAGUCACUCAUGCUUCAGACAGAAAUCAGAAGUUGUGCUGAGGAAGAUCUUCCACGACAGUAUCAGUACAACUCCUCAAGGAAGCCUCAGCAGACACGACAAGAAGCUCAUCUGAUGAGAGUGGAAGAGGCCCGGCGGUAUGAAGUUUCAGAGCCUCAAAGGCAGCAAGAAUUGCAGAGGAGUGGCUCAGCUAUUUAUCUUCAGAAGGGUUCUUCUUUACCUCAGGCCAAGCACAGAAGCACAGAAGCAGGAGGAGGGCCUAAACCCAAAACACGAAUCCGCUCCAUGUCAGACAUCGGUAUCAGCGAGGAUUCUGUCAUGUACCGGAGACAGAGGGCUACCGCCACCCACGAGAACUCCUCCAGGCCUGUGCCUUCAUCAGGGGCGGCUAAUGGCGAGAUGGGAACCUUGGACACUCGAGUAUCAGUGGCCCAGCUGCGACACUCUUACCUGGAGAACGCCAACAGAAAGCCUGACUUCGAGAGUACCCACUUCUCAGCGAUGGAAGUAGAUCUUGCAGCGAGUGGCAUGGAUCCCUGGGGGGACCGAGCUGCUCGGAGGCCCCGCCGCUACAUUACACCGGGGGAUGGCCGCAUGUCUGAAAGGAGUCGGACUCAACCAAUCACAUCUGCGGAACGUCUGGAGACUGACAGGUCCUAUCUUAGUCCAGCACUGGUGCAAGAUGUUGAAGUGGAUGAAGAAAAACUGGACGAGCGAGCCAAGAUGAGUGUAGCAGCCAAGAGGUCCCUUUUCAGGGAGUUGGAGAAGACUUUGGAGGGUGGUGUUCCCAAGCCUCGCUCUCGAAACGCUGCUGUGGAACGUCGUCUACGCAGGGUCCUGGAUCGCUCGCACACUCAGCCCGUCACCGGCAAGGAAGUGGUCGACGCUUGCAGUGAACCUUCGACAUCAUCACACACUGUGGGAAGCCACACCAGCCCCAGCGCCAGCACCGCCAGUCCAGCUGUUGUCAGCGCCACUGUGACCACCACCCGUAUCCAAGCAGCUCCAGCCCCCCAGGAGACGGUCCAGGAGACCCAGGAGGACGAGACCCCUGAAGUGGAGGGGGACCACCUAUCCACUCUCAGCUUGGCCGAGAAGAUGGCCCUCUUCAACCAACUCGCCCAUCCGGCGGACGAUGUGUCGCCGAAGAGUGACACCGCCCGCCAACGCCGCGCUCUUGCCCGCUUUCAGACGCAGCCCAUUACCCAGAGCGAAGUGGAAUGGUUAAAACACAGCAGUCAAGUCAAACUAGAGCCCCUCCCCGCCUCCGUGGUCCGCUCUGUGGCAGCUGCCCCCUCCCAUGCCUCCAUUACCAUGGUAACCGCGACGCCUGCAUGCAGCAGCAGCAACAUAACCCACGAGGGGGGCACUAUCACCCAACAACAGACCCCUACCACCACUGCAGACCACCAGGAGAGGGCAUCGCGGUACUUCUCAAUUACCCAAAGCAAGGGGGACCCAGGCCACCCCAAGCUCCGCCCCAAUAGCUCUGAACAACAACUGGGGGGACUCCCUUCUCCCGCCCCUUCUUCCGGCACUCUUCGCCGGCAUCAGGCGGAGGCGGACGACAAGGAGGAGGCGCAACCCAGCCCGAGAGCCUUCGGCGAUACCCAGGAGAAGAACGCAGAGCAGGGAGGAAGACAAGAAGGAAGAAGCCACCACCUGGGAGAAGAGGCAGCGGGAGAUGGUGGCAGCAUCAACCAAGAAAGACUCUCAGAUCUGCGGGAUUGCACAGUGUCACCAAGACCUUUGAUCAGCACAGUGUCUUCCACAACAUUUCAAGUCUCAAGCGCCCAGCAGACCCAUCCUGUCAUUCAGCCUCCCCCGACUCCACCCAAAUCCUUCCUGCCGCAAACCCACGCUGAGCCACCAAAGCCCCACUUAUACGUACAGCCAUCCCAAUCCCCGCCAAUUUAUCCCAAACCAUUCACUCAGCCCCAGCAGAGCCAGGCCAAAAUUCAGGAAGUCCUCGCCAAGCCUUACCUUCAACCGGACCCUCAGCCCCUACCCAGACUGCAAGUGCCUCCGCCGACGCCGCCAAAACCACAGGGUUUCCGCCACGCGCUGGUCAAGUCUCAGUCGUUGCCGCUGGAGCAGAGCCCCAGCGACGACUACAGCAGGCUGUCUCCCACGGGUUCCGCGGACCGGCUACCUUACGGCAUGUCCAGCAAACAAAUGUCCAUCAAGGAGAGAGUGGCCCUGCUGAAGAAGAGCGGCGAGGAGGACUGGAGGAAUCGGAUCAACAAAAAACAGGAAGUGGCAAAUGUGGCAUCCGUCGAAUCGCCCCGGCAACAAGAGGCGGAGCCAACGCAUCAGAAGGAGGAAGAGAUGGUCAUCCAUGACCACUCGGGAGGGUGCGUGUCAGAUCAGCUGUGGGAACCUGUCUUCUCCUCCACUUUCUCUCCUCCUUUCUCCCUUGGACAAAAGUGUCAGUACAUUGAGCAUCACGCUCAGGCUCAGCCGGCCACAAAGGAGGACAAGGGAGCCCAGAUGACCAUUGAUGAGAGGAAACAGAUGAUCUCAAUGCGAGAGGACGCCUGGAAGAGCAAGGGCAAGGGUGCGGCCAACGAUUCCGGCCAGUACACGGUGGCAGCGCGCAUGGUGAAGAAAGGCCUGGCUGCCUCCUCCUCGGUCAUGGGGCCGAUCCUUUCCCCCGUCUCCACCAAGCUCAAGAGCGGCACCGCACUGGUUGGGAAACCUCAUGAGGGCAUUGAAGCCAGAGCAGACAUGGAGUCAGAUAAAAAGUUGGACAAGUUGGAGACCUUCUUGGGACGCCUCAACAGCAAAGUGUCCGAACUGCAGGAGAGCACUCUGACAGUCACAGAGAAGGCGGUUAAGGAAGUGAUGAAGCUAGACGACGAGAUCUUCUCUAACUUCUACCGCCGCGUGGCUGAAUUGCCAAACAUACCCUCGCGUAUCGAGCUCAGCGAAGACUUCGACGCCAUUUUCGGCUCACAGCAGGGCUCUGGCAGGUUGACGUCGGCCAUGGUGCAGCACAAGCGCUCUGUGCGUCCAUCCAGGAACGUGCAGGCCUCCCGCAAUCCCGUCAAGAUGCUGGCCGCCCGCCAGGACAUACGACACGAGUAUACCGAGCAGAGGCUCAAUGUGGCUCAGCUGGAAAGUAAGAGGAUGUCCUCCGACAAGACGAUUAAAAGAUCAGAAUAUUCCGAUGCAGCUCUAGCAGGUUUGUCCAGUAAGGAGAACUACAGCACUGUGAGUUUGCGCAGCGUCAACGUAGCGGACACGCCCACAUCUAACAACAGCGCUGUCCCGUACAAAAACCUCAUGCUUCUACACAUCAAAGGCCGUCGCCACGUUCAGACCAGACUAGUCGAGCCAAGAGCAUCGUCACUGAACAGCGGGGAUUGUUUCCUGCUCGUGACACCCGAGCACUGCUUUGUGUGGAUAGGAGAGUUCUCUAAUGUCAUUGAGAGGGCCAAGGCUAUGGACCUGGCCUUGUACAUCCAAACGAAGAAAGACUUGGGCUGCAGGGCAACCAAGGUACAGAUCAUCGAGGAAGGCGCCCAAGUGCAGAGUCCAGAUUCACAAGAGUUUUGGACCAUUCUCGGAGGACAGACUCCUUAUCAACUUGCUGGUCCGCCAGAGGAGGACGACCGGUUUGAGAACGCCAUCGUGGAGACCAACUGCAUCUUUCGCCUGCUCGAUGACAAACUGAUGCCUGAUGAUGAUGAAUGGGGGAAGGUGCCUCGCUGCUCCUUGCUGUCAUCGAACGAGGUGGUGGUGUUGGACUUUGGCAGCGAGGUAUACGUGUGGCAUGGCAAAGAAGUGACGCUGGCCCAGAGGAAGGUGGCCUUUCAGCUGGCCAAACAUCUCUGGAAUGGUACCUUUGACUACACCUGCUGCGACAUCAACCCCCUGGACCCCGGAAGCUGCAACACCCUAAUACCAAGGAAGGGCCGAGGCCGUCCCGAAUGGGCGAUAUUCGGCAGGCUCACCGAGUACAAUGAGACCAUCUUAUUCAAGGAGAAGUUUGGGGACUGGUCCGAAGUGAAGCCGCCACUGUCACCGACAGAAGUGAACGAUCAGCUAUCAGAACAGAAGUCCACAAAGCGUGAGUGCCGGCCGUACGACGCCAGCCUGAUGCUGCCGCUCCUCCAGUCAUCUGUCACCACUAUCUUGGAUGGCGUGAAUGUGGGCCGCGGAUAUGGAUCAGUGGAGACAGAGGACCACAUGAGGACUCAAGAGAUCAGCACCAUUUCGGUGGACGUGUGGCACAUCUUGGAGUUCGACUACAGCCGCCUACCACGGCAGAGCAUCGGCCAGUUCCACGAAGGUGACGCCUACGUGGUCAAAUGGAAGUACAUGGUCAGCACGUCAGUGGGACGCAGAAAUAACCCAGAGGUGAGGAGCACUGGACCGGGACGGGAGAAAUGUUGCUAUUUCUUCUGGCAAGGCCGACACUCCACUGUUGGCGAGAAAGGAACGUCGGCAUUGAUGACGGUUGAGCUGGAUGAGGAGAGAGGGGCUCAGGUGCAAGUACAGCAGGGCAAAGAGCCUCCAUGUUUCCUGCAGUGUUUCAACGGCGGGAUGAUCGUCCACGCCGGAAAGCGGGAAGAAGAGGAGGAGAAUAUCCAAAGCGAAUGGCGUCUGUACUGCGUGCGUGGUGAGGUGCUGGCAGAGGGCCACCUGCUAGAAGUGGCGUGCCACUGCAGCAGCCUGCGCUCCCGAACAUCCAUGAUCCUGCUAAGUGUCGACAAGGCAGCCAUCUACCUGUGGCACGGCUGCAAGACACAGGUGCAUACCCGCAGUGUGGCCAGCAUGGCGGCGCUCAAGAUCAAAGAACAGUGUCCUCUUGAAGCAGGACUCCACAGCAGCAGUAAGGUGACCAUCCACGAGUGCGAUGAGGGCGUGGAGCCGCCGGGCUUCUGGGAGGCUCUGGGACACAAGGACAGGAAGGCCUACGACUGCAUGCUGCAAGACCCUGGAAAAUUCAACUUCACUCCACGGCUCUUCCAAUUGACCAGCACAUCAGGAGAGUUUGUGGCGACCGAGUUCUUCCACCCGUCCCGUGUGCCGGACCUUGUCAGCUCGCUGCCCUUCCUGCAGGAGGAGCUCUACAACGUGGUGCAACCGGCGCUGUUCCUGGUGGACAACUUCCAUGAGGUCUAUUUGUGGCAAGGCUGGUGGCCACAGGACAGCGAGAGCAGUGGAUCAGCUCGCAUGCGCUGGGAUGUGGACAGGAAGUGCGCCAUGGAGACAGUGCUACAGUACUGCAAGGAGAAGAGUGACCGGAAACCUCAGAAGUCCUACCUGAUACACGCUGGACUGGAACCGCUCACCUUCACCAACAUGUUUCCUAGCUGGGAGCACCGGGAGGAUGUCGCCGAGAUCUCAGAGAGGGAAGCAGAGGUGUGCAACCAGAUCAUCUUGGUCGAGGACGUACUGGCCCGGCUCAGUCGGAACACAUUCCCGCUGGACCAGCUGAGGGCCCGGCCGCUCCCUGAGGGUGUGGACCCACUACGCCUGGAGAUCUACUUGUCAGACCGUGACUUCGAGGAGGCUCUGGAGAUGAAGAGGGACAAAUAUGAAUGUCUGCCAGGGUGGAAACAGGUCAAUUUGAAGAAGGCCAAAGGACUGUUUUAAGCAGGUUUCAUUAAAGAUGGAACAAGAAAAGCACAAAAAGAGGGAAAGAGAAAGAUGGAAAUUUACAGGGAAAUGGCAUGAAGACUUGAAAGGCACUUCCUGUUGUGUGUCGGGAAAUCGCAACACCAAAUGUGUUGGUUUUUGUGGAGCUGAGCUGACACCACGUUACACAAGUGUGCAGAUUUGGCAUCAUCGUUACAAUGUAAAUGUUUGAUUUAAAAUCAUGUAUAGUGCCUUUGCUUAAUUUUCUUGUGUACAGUUUAUAUAAAGACGGUGGCAUAAAGCUUAGAGAAUCCAAAAUGGA
This is a messenger RNA of Hippocampus zosterae (dwarf seahorse), 9022 nucleotides long. RefSeq names its product supervillin-like. Lineage: Eukaryota; Metazoa; Chordata; Actinopteri; Syngnathiformes; Syngnathidae. Bases 1471 to 8718 code for a protein of 2415 amino acids. Gene Ontology annotation, cellular component: cytoplasm; actin cytoskeleton. The transcript has 37 exons. Gene Ontology annotation, molecular function: phosphatidylinositol-4,5-bisphosphate binding; actin filament binding. The record is from RefSeq and is a predicted model, not a curated record. Gene Ontology annotation, biological process: cytoskeleton organization; actin polymerization or depolymerization; barbed-end actin filament capping.